This is a messenger RNA of Rasamsonia emersonii CBS 393.64, 519 nucleotides long. RefSeq names its product PUA RNA binding domain protein. Gene Ontology annotation, molecular function: RNA binding. Bases 1 to 519 code for a protein of 172 amino acids. The transcript is spliced from 3 exons. The record is from RefSeq and is a predicted model, not a curated record. Gene Ontology annotation, biological process: formation of translation preinitiation complex. NCBI's taxonomy places the organism in Eukaryota, Fungi, Ascomycota, Eurotiomycetes, Eurotiales, Trichocomaceae.
AUGUUCAAAAAAGACAUACAAGCCGGUGCGCGAUCGAAGGUCAAGUCGUCCGUCCAACGAAGUCUCCGCAGCAAGCUCGUCGAGACGUAUCCGGGUUUCGAGCCGUACAUCGAUGAGAUCAUUCCCAAAAAGGCGCAGCUGGACGCUGUGAAGCUCCCCGAUCGCGCCACCCUCUACACAAUCGACACCAACCCGCUCUUCUUCCAACCGUUCGACGGCCCUCUGAUCCCCCACCUCCGACUUCUCCACGCCUUCCCUGAUGCCCUUCCCCGACUCCGCGUCGACAGAGGCGCCAUCCGCUUCGUCCUUUCCGGUGCGGCGCUGAUGGCGCCCGGCCUGACGUCCCCCGGAGGGUGGCUGCCCGACAAGGAACACGCGCUGGAAGCGGGCCAGGUGGUGGCCGUCGGGGCUGAGGGGAAAGAGGACGAUCUGCCUUGUGGGACCGCUGAAGAUGGGCACGGAGGAGAUGAAGGAGAAGAAGAAGGGAGUGGUCAUGGACGAAGGGCAUUACCUGGGUGA